AUGUCAGACUUUGAUUUGUCCUUCAUCCCAGCAUUAUACACCCCUCCGGCUCUCCUGCCCAUCUCCAGGCACAAGGGGAGUCUACUCUACACCAUUGAAACACAUCAGAUCACGGUGCUAGUGGGUCAGACGGGCAGCGGAAAGACCACUCAGCUCCCCCAGUAUCUGGAACAGGCGGGAUGGUGCGCCAACGGAAAAUGUAUAGCAAUCACUCAGCCCAGAAGGGUCGCUGUCACUACUGUGGCCACUCGAGUUGCCGAAGAGAUGAGAUGCCAAGUGGGUGAACGAGUCGGUUACUCGAUUCGCUUCGAAGAUGUCACAUCGGCCAAGACAAGCAUCAAAUUCCUCACCGACGGCAUGCUCUUGCGAGAAGCCUUGGUUGAUCCAUUGUUUACGAGGUAUUCCGUCAUCAUGAUUGACGAAGCUCAUGAACGGUCACUCAGCUCCGAUAUCCUGCUCGGUCUGCUGAAGAAGGUGAAAAAGCGACGACCUGAAUUGAGGAUCAUCGUCAGCAGCGCGACCCUUGAGGCAGAACGGUUCGCAGAUUUCUUUAGGGACCACGAUGCUUCUGAAAAUGAGCAACAAUGUCGAAUCGUCAGCAUCGAAGGUCGGACAUAUCCCGUGGAUAUUCUCUACCUAGACCAACCUGCGGACGAUUACGUAGAGAAAGCCGUACAAACGGCCUUCACAAUCCACCGGCAAGAGCCACCUGGAGAUAUUCUUGUAUUUUUGACCGGCAGGGAAGAAAUCGAAAGAGCCGUGCAAAAGCUCUCGGACCUAGCAUCAACACUAUCCCAACAAGCACAAGCCCUCCAGCCUCUCCCACUCUAUUCAGGCCUCAGCAUAGAAGAUCAAAUGUACGUCUUCUCCGAAGCAGCGGAAAAUACCCGGAAAGUCAUCGUUGCUACGAAUAUUGCGGAAGCAUCCGUCACCAUCUCCGGUAUUGUGUACGUCGUCGAUUGUGGAUUUGUGAAACUGCGCGCAUUUAAUCCGAACACGAACAUCGAAACUCUGACACCCUUUCCCACAUCAAAGGCCUCCGCAACUCAACGAGCCGGCCGCGCAGGACGUACGCGACCAGGCAAGUGUUUCCGCCUCUACACGCAGCAAUCCUACUCAUCACUCUUCCCAACAACCACCCCCGAGAUCCAACGGUCAAAUCUCGCACCCGUAGUCCUCCAACUGAAAGCCUUAGGUAUUGACAACAUCGUGCGUUUUGACUUUCUCUCACCGCCACCCUCGCAACUCCUCGCCCGUGCUUUCGAUCUGCUCUACUCUCUGGGCGCAGUGGAUGACUAUGCAAAGCUUACUUCUCCACUGGGGACACGCAUGGCCGAGCUCAGCGCAAUCCCGCCUAUGAUGGCUAAAUGUCUCCUCACCUCCUCCUCGCCACAAUUCGACUGUCAAAGCGAGAUGCUCACCCUCGCGGCGAUGACGUCUCUACAAGGAAAUGUCUGGUUCCAUCACAAUGGGGAGAAAAAGGCCAUGGACUCAUCAAGACGGAAAUUCGCUGCCGAGGAAGGUGACCAACUGACGCUGUUGAAUGUAUACCAAGCGUUUAUAACAAAUGGAAAACGAGAGGCAAGAUGGUGUCAUGAGCACCAUCUAAAUUUCAAGUCGAUGCAAAGAGCUGUGAGCAUUAGAAAUCAGCUGAGGAGAUAUCUUGAGAGGUUGGGGGUCAAAGUAGACGAUUCACAAUCAGCCACAACUCUCAACACUCAACAGAAGGACAAAGCCACGAAUAUCUUAAAGUGCCUAGUAACAGGCUACUUCUCGCAAGCAGCAAAAAUGCAACCCGAUGGGACGUUCAAAUCCGUGUCAGGAAAUGUCACCAUGCACGCACACCCGACUUCUCUCCUGUUCAAUCGGAAAGCAGAGUAUGUGGUGUUUCAUGAAUUAUUGGAGACGGGGGAGAAGGUUUAUAUCAAGGAUAUUUCCAAGGUAGAGAAAGCGUGGCUAGUGGAGUUCGGGGGAGGUUAUUACAAUCUCAAGAGUUAA
Cladophialophora bantiana CBS 173.52 is the source of this 1998-nucleotide messenger RNA. RefSeq lists its product as uncharacterized. Lineage: Eukaryota; Fungi; Ascomycota; Eurotiomycetes; Chaetothyriales; Herpotrichiellaceae. The coding region runs from base 1 to 1998 and encodes 665 amino acids. Gene Ontology annotation, cellular component: catalytic step 2 spliceosome; intracellular anatomical structure. Gene Ontology annotation, molecular function: RNA binding; ATP binding. The transcript is spliced from 2 exons. The record is from RefSeq and is a predicted model, not a curated record.